Messenger RNA from Pseudozyma flocculosa PF-1, 1740 nucleotides. RefSeq lists its product as uncharacterized. Gene Ontology annotation, molecular function: metalloexopeptidase activity. The transcript has a single exon. The record is from RefSeq and is a predicted model, not a curated record. Lineage: Eukaryota; Fungi; Basidiomycota; Ustilaginomycetes; Ustilaginales; Ustilaginaceae. Gene Ontology annotation, biological process: proteolysis. Bases 1 to 1740 code for a protein of 579 amino acids.
AUGCCACGCCACGCCAAGCAUCAGCAACGAGCGGGCUUCGGUCUCCGCGCCGUCCUCGCACUCGCCCUCGCCCUCGGAUCCGCAGCAACGCUGGCCCUCCCCGCUGCCUCGUCGUCGUCGUCGUCGUCGUCGUCGUCGUCGUCGUCGUACCUGCUGUCGGCCCACGACCUUCAGGACAGCGACGCCGGUCGUGCCGGCUGCCUGAUCGAGACGGCCGAAAUCUAUGCAGAGAGCACCGAGGAAGCCCGUCCGCUCUGGAAGAUCCACCGUCUUGGCGACAGUCCAUCCUGCCAAGGUCGAGCCCAGUACCAUGCUCAGAGCGAUGAGGCCACCAUCUUGCUAGAGUCGAGCGGUGGCACGGCCACUGCAAGCUCAGUGCUCCUAGCCACCCGCGAGGCCAUCGAGUCUCCCACCGCCGGCGAGAUCGAAUCGAGCUGGGUCACUCGUCUUCGCGAAGCCCUCCGAUCGUCCGGCAACUGCACUCCGCGCGGCUCGACGGCCGGCGACGAGGCGCCCCGCUUCGUCAGCCAGCAGCAGGUCGGUCUUCAGCUCCGAAUCACCGUCGACGGCGACGAGGGCCACGUCUGCGCGGCGUCGUCCUCGCGAAGCGCAGUGGAGCUGCUCGAUGCUGCGCCCGACUUUGCCCUUCUCCUGGUCAACGACAACGCGAUGCUGGCCCGCAUCGAUACUCUGCUCCCGCGCGAUGUUCGCGUCCGCCGACUCGACUUCCGACCCACGCCCGCCGCCGUCAAGAGCGUGGAGGGCAACGGCGACGACAUUCCCAAACCUGAGCCGCACUACGGCCGAGCUCGGUACAACCCGCUGGUCGACGACAUCAUCUCUUCGAGCGCGUUCGACGUCGAUUGCCUGCGCAAGGACGUCCGCAUCCUCACCGGCGAGGACCGCCAGCCGCACGCGACCUGGACAUCGAGGCACAGCUCCACCUACGGCGCCGACCAGGCCGCCAGCUGGAUCCGCGACCAGCUCGCCGAUUCGCUCGGCACCCUGCCCGGCGUCAACUGCUCUCUGCAGCGCUACGACGCCUACUUCUCUCCCAACGUCGUCUGUACCAUCCCGGCGCGCCGCGGCGCGCACGAGCACGAGCACCGAGCUUCGUCAGAGGAAGGCCACAAAGAGCCCGGAUUGGUCCUCGUGUCGGCCCACUACGACAGCCGGGGAACCUUUGGCGAGACGGCGGCGCCGGGCGGAGACGACGACGGGUCGGGCACCACGGCACUCCUCGCCAUUGCCCGCGCGCUGGGACGACGUUCUGUGGCGUUUGCCUCGCCCGUCCACCUCGUCGCCUUCUCUGGCGAAGAGCAGGGUCUGGUCGGCUCGCAGCACUACGCCAAGCUGCUGCGCGAAGACAAGGCGGACGUCAGGCUGGCGCUGCAGAUGGACAUGCUGGCCUACCGCGCGCCGUUUGAGCCGAUGCAGCUCGCCUUCCCGGACCGCCUCUCGACGCGCACCGCCACCGCCCACGUCCGCAAGCUGGCGCAGAUCUACGUGCCGGAGCUCGUCGUGGGCUACACGCCCGCCUGCUGCUCCGACCACCAGAGCUUCUGGGAGCAGGGCUUCCCCGCCACCUGGGUGUUUGAGCGCAACGGGCCCAUCGCCGACCCCAUGUACCACAACAGCGGCGACGUGAGCGAGCGAGAGGGCUACGACUUGCACCAGCUUCGCGCUGCCGCCCGCGUCGUGGCCGCCGCGCUGCUCGACGUCGCCGGCUUCUACCUGUAG